This is a messenger RNA of Cynoglossus semilaevis (tongue sole), 3157 nucleotides long. It is a transcript of the gene pias2, whose product is annotated as protein inhibitor of activated STAT, 2. Lineage: Eukaryota; Metazoa; Chordata; Actinopteri; Pleuronectiformes; Cynoglossidae. The record is from RefSeq and is a predicted model, not a curated record. Gene Ontology annotation, biological process: protein sumoylation; regulation of transcription by RNA polymerase II. Gene Ontology annotation, molecular function: SUMO ligase activity; transcription coregulator activity; zinc ion binding. The transcript is spliced from 14 exons. Bases 745 to 2376 code for a protein of 543 amino acids. Gene Ontology annotation, cellular component: chromatin.
CCCAAAUUGUACAAGACAUUUUCUCGUUAUUAUAGCUGUAUAGCAUUUUUGACUGACUACUGAAAACUCAGUUUGGAACCAGGCUACAUAAUUAUAUAGCUAAGAUCACUGAAAAGGCAAGUUUCACAUUGUUAAGAAUGUUAGGUAAGGCCUGUCGUUUCAAGGCUCCUUCAGGAUAAACCAUCUUUCUGUGGCAUUCCACCUUGUACAACGACUUUUGUUUGCCUUUGCAAUAAAAGUUCUUCAAAUUACAAUAACAGUUCUAAUUACAAUCAGUCUUGAUUGUUGGGAUAGUAAAUCUUGAAAAACAAAUAGGACAAUAGAAUUCUGAGAGGGACAAGGUGUGACACAAUAAUAGAAGUAAAAAGAGGGUAAUCUUUAAUAGCACUUAAAGGUAUGGUAAGCAUUUUGGGAGCAGGACCUUUAGAGAGCGCUAAGGCUCACCAUCGUGCAGUUCAGUUCCAGUUAUCCAAGUAUUACUUUAACAGAUUUCUCUUUCAGCUCUACUGAAGUAAAACUAAAUAGAAACUGAGGAAUAUAAUAUCUUAAGAGUCCGGAGUCUUUGACGUUUUAAUUGCCAGAGCAUCGGUGCCCUCUUUAUUUUUUCUCGUUCCAUUCAAAAACGACAACAUUUUGAUUGUAGCACAUUCAUAUUUACUAUGGUAUUCAAGAUCGAAAGAAAAUAACGUCCUAGGAAGUUCCCCGCCGCUGGUAGGUAACCCGGAAGUACUCGCGCUGGGCGGGAUGAGCGGAAAAUCAAGAUGGCGAAGAACGAAGACUUUCGGAAGUCCAUCUUGUGAACCAGACUUUUUCCUGUUCAGCGGUGAAAUAUCUGCAAGGCAAAACUUGAGAACCAAUAUGAAUCUCCAGCAGCCAGGACCCAUCAUCCCGCCCGUCCAUCCUGAUGUACAGAUGAAGCCACUGCCCUUCUAUGAUAUGCUGGACGUCCUGAUCAAGCCUUCCAGCUUAGGAGCAAGCACUGCACAGAGGUACCACCAAGAGAAAUAUUUUAUCUUUGCUCUGACACCACAGCAAGUUCGAGAAGUAUGCAUAUCCAGGGACUUUUUACCAGGUGGCAGAAGAGAUUAUAUGGUACAAAUUCAGCUGAGGUUUUGCUUGUCAGAAACAAGUUGUCCUCAAGAGGAUAAUUACCCAAACAGUCUGUGUAUAAAGGUUAAUGGAAAGCUUUUUCCUCUGCCAGGUUAUGCACCUCCUCCAAAAAAUGGCGUUGAACAGAAGAGACCAGGUAGACCUCUGAACAUCACAUCGCUUGUCCGACUUUCGUCUGCUGUACCCAAUCAGAUUUCGGUCACAUGGGCUCCUGAAAUUGGAAAGACCUAUUCCAUGUCUGUGUACCUGGUGAGACAGCUGACAUCGCCGCUGCUGCUGCAGAGGCUGAGGAUGAAGGGCAUCAGAAACCCAGAUCACUCCAGAGCCCUAAUUAAAGAGAAGUUGACGGCAGAUCCAGACAGUGAGAUUGCUACAACCAGCCUCCGGGUCUCACUGAUGUGUCCAUUGGGAAAGAUGAGGCUGACGGUGCCAUGCAGAGCAGUGACCUGCUCUCACCUGCAGUGUUUUGAUGCCGCGCUCUACCUUCAGAUGAAUGAGAAGAAACCCACCUGGAUCUGUCCUGUGUGUGACAAGAAGGCCACUUAUGAGAGCCUCAUCAUUGACGGUUUAUUCCUGGAAAUCCUGAGCGACUGCUCAGAUGUGGAUGAGAUCAAGUUUCAGGAAAAUGGAACAUGGUGUCCCAUGAGACCAAAAAAAGAGUCGGUCAAGGUCCACUCCCAGUCACUUCCAAAAAUUGAGGCUCCAGUGCGACAAACAUCCGUGGCCUCUCCUACUGAACCCACCUCCACCAAGAAGGCCGAUGUGAUCGAUCUCACGCUAGAAAGCUCCUCCUCUUCCUCUGAUGAAGAGGACACAGCUCCCCCUCUGAAGAAACGCUGCGUAUACCUUUCCAAGAAUGAGCAAGUCCAUACAAAAGGAGUGUUAGCGUUCCAGCCCACUGUGCACAUGCCUAAUGUCCAGCCUUUGGACCCGACCUAUCUGACUUCUCCCUUAACUGACUAUGCAGUUCCCUUUCAUCAGUCCCCACUGUCCAGCAUCCCAGCAGAGAUGCAGGGUCUGGAUUUGUUUUCCUUAAUACAAGCAGAUCCUCAGCAUUACCAUCCUCAAAUGUUUCUUGACAACUUGGCCAGCAGCAAGCAGAGCACAGCUGUUGCCAGCACAAGUGCCGCCCUGGUGUCUUCCGGCAGUCAUUAUGAACCCAGUGUCCACGCUGCCGGCUCCCUCCAUGAAACCCGGGUCAUCACAGGAGGAGGCGGAGCUAGAGGCGGGACUGACAUCAUUUCAGACAUUAUUUCACUUGACUGAGCGGCAGCUCACUUCAUAGACAGUAGAUCAUAAAUGGACGUAGCUUUCCUGUCUCUUGACAAACCCCCAUGUGAAUAAUUUAGGCUGAAGUUUUCCUAUUAGAUAACUGAAAUUAGAGAGUGGAACCAUAAACUCCAGUGGAUAAAGGUGACGGACACUUUUUCUUAAAGACUUUUGUUCUCAUAUUGUCUCCUACUGCCACUUGGUCUUCACUAUGUUUUGAUUGACAGGAAGGCUACAUCUAUAUGUUAUAUACAGUCUAUUGUCCCAGUGGACCUUCUUGGGCCUGUUUUAUGGCCUUUUUGAUAUUCUGGACUACACAUGUAAAGGUUGGCUGUGUCACAUGCCAAGUUUCUCACAGAACCUUCCAAAUUGGUAUAAAUGUGCACAUUUAUGGAGUCCUAGUGUUUUUGCGAGUUGAUUUGAUGGAGGCACGGGGUGUGCCGACAGUUGUUUUCAUAAAGCCAACUCCUACACUCAGCCCAUUAGAAGUUCAGUAGUUUUAGAUGGGGAGAACUUCAGUUUUCAAAGAUGAUUUAUACCAAUUAGUGUGCUCAUGUGAACAUGUGACUUGCGUGUUGUCUGGUUGGUGUGAACGCAAAAAUACUGUGUGAAAGAAGAGAAAGAGCUUUGACCCAAAUCAGGUCUUUGCUACAGUGGCUUGAAAAAGUAUUCAUACCCCUUGAACUUUCCCACAUUCUGUCACGUUCCGACCACAAACAUAAAUACAUUUUAUUGGCAUUUUAGAUAAAAGAUCAACAUAAAGCGACACACAAUUGUG